Ilex paraguariensis (yerba mate) is the source of this 1668-nucleotide messenger RNA. The record is from the annotation of a GenBank genome assembly. NCBI's taxonomy places the organism in Eukaryota, Viridiplantae, Streptophyta, Magnoliopsida, Aquifoliales, Aquifoliaceae.
AUGGAAAACGGUGAAAUCCCUGAAAACGCCAAUGAACAUUGCCCAGGGCCUCAAUCGGAAUCUGCUGGAAAUUCUGAUGCCUGCGAUGGUUGCCCUAAUCAACAAGUUUGUGCUUCUGUGGCUCUGCUCCUAAAGGCCCCGACCCUGAAGGGAAUUCCUCCAGGAAAUGAUGAAAGUCUGAGCAUGAGACGUAUUGUAACCAACUCAACCUACAAAGUUGAUGCCCUAAUCAAGAGAUUGCCCUGCCUCUUGGAGAAGAGGAAAUUGUUAAGUUGGUCCACCAAAGUUGAAACCCAAUCUCUUCCAGUUCGGAGCAUAAAGCCCUUUCUUGUCCUUACAAGAAUCUCCAGAACCAUAUAUUCCAUUAAUCCCAUUUUCCCAGUAGUCUUGUCCAUGUUUUCAGCCUUUCCCACCCUGCUUUUCUCAUGUCUUGCGGAGGCUUAUACUUGCGAUAAUCUUUCUCUGCUGGUCGACUCUAGUUUGCUUCAUGGUGAUAAUGUUUUUGCCAUUCUGAACGCUCUGUUGGCAGAUUUGGUUGCAAUUGCAGAACGAAUGGCAACAGUGAAGCAUAAGAUACUGGUUUUAUCUGGCAAGGGUUGGGCUAUGGAUUUCCAAGUGGGUCUCCUUGAUAUUGACAUAUGUGGCCCAAGCAUCCCAAAAAUGCUUGGCCUGGAAGGCCAAGAGAUUCAUCAGAGUAACCUUGGCUGGUCUCCUGUCUAUGUUGAGUCCAAUCUUGGGGUCAUGUCGAUUGGGUUCAUGCUACCCAAUUCAGAUGAGCCUGUGAUAUGGAGGGGCCCACGCAAGACUGCAUUAAUCAAGCAGUUCCUGAAGGACGUUGAUUGGGGAGAACUUGAUUUUCUGGUGGUUGAUGCCCCACCUAGGACCUCAGAUGAGCAUAUUUCAAUUGGACAGUUCCUCCAAGCAGCUGGAUUAGACGGUGCUAUCAUAGUGACCACUCCACAACAGAUGUUUUUAAUUGAUGUCAGGAAAGAAGUGAAUUUCUGCAAGAAAGUCGGGAUUCAAGUUCUUGGCAUCAUCGAGAACAUGAGUAGCUUGUGCCAACCAUUGUCAGAUUUUAAAUUCUUAAGGAUGACAGGGACAGGUGAGCAGAGAGAUGAAACUGAAUGGGCAAUGAAGUAUAUCAGAGAAAAAGCUCCAGAAUUAUUAAAUUUGGCCGCUUGCAGUGAAGUCUUUGAUUCUAGUGGUGGUGGUGCCACGAAAAUGUGUAAUGAUAUGGGUGUUCCUUUUCUUGGGAAGGUGCCCUUGGACCCUCAGCUAUGCAAAGCAGCUGAAGAAGGUAGAUCUUGCUUCACUGAUACGAAAUGUGGGAUGAGUGCUCCUGCACUUAAGAGGAUCAUUGAUAACUUGGUGUCACGCCAAAUGAUCUCAAGAACAGCAAACGGUGCCUAGGUGUUUGUUGAUUUGAGGUCAUGGAUUUCAGCUCCAUGAGAUUGCUCAGGCCAUGAUGGAUGGUGCUCAAAAAUUUUCAGACUCAAAUCUUCUUAUAUUAUUCCUUUUGGAAGCGAAAAGCAAUUGAGCCAUAACCAGCUAAGUGAACAGCGCUGGAUUCCCCAUUGUUCUCUGUUUCAGCUGAAUGCAAGAAUCAAAUGGAUUGCUGCAUCGCAAUUUGCAAAAGAUAUCAUGGUCAAAAGAUUUCCACAAGCCAAC